Molecule: messenger RNA, 1156 nt
Organism: Ostrinia nubilalis (European corn borer)
Lineage: Eukaryota; Metazoa; Arthropoda; Insecta; Lepidoptera; Crambidae
Product: 3-oxoacyl-[acyl-carrier-protein] reductase FabG-like
Exons: 4
Coding region: 232-1038 (268 amino acids)
Molecular function (GO): oxidoreductase activity
Source: RefSeq, a predicted model, not a curated record
CCGGCCACCGCUCGUUCCCUGUGUUAUUUGUGAUUACAGUUUAGUGGAAACAUGCGAUGUAUAUUUAAGUGGCUAGCCUAUUACGAGUAGAAUCUGUGAAUCCGGCAUUGUCUCAAGAGGUUAGAUAACAUUAAAAUAAAUUGCGGUGACAAUUGCGUUGUUUAUCAGAUUUCGCUCAGCGCGGGUUCAGAAGAGUACAGCAGUUCACGUUUUAACAAAAUUAGUAUCAAGAUGGUUGCCGAUUUUACGAAUAAAGUUGUGUUGGUGACCGGCGCGAGCGCGGGAAUCGGGGAGGCCAUCGCGCUGUUGUUUGCGAAGCUUGGCGCGAACUUGGCGAUCGUGGGCCGGGACGCCGGGAACCUGGGGAGCGUGGCCAAGCGCUGCCAGGCCGAGAAAGGCCUGGCCCCGCUGGCGAUCGUAGCCGACUUGGCCACGGAUGCCGGCUGCGACAAAACUGCCAAGGACACCCUCGCGCAUUUUGGAAGGCUAGAUGUGCUGAUCAACAACGUGGGCGUGGGCGCGCGCACGUGCAUCCAGCGCGCCGACAUGGAGACCUUCGACCGCGUGUUCAGCACCAACGUGCGCGGCGUGUACAACCUCACGCGCCAGCUCGUGCCCGCGCUCGUCAAGAGCAAAGGCAACAUCGUCAACAUCUCCAGCAUCGCCGGCACCUGCGUGUCUGUGGGCAGUCUGCCCUACGCCAUGUCCAAGGCGGCGCUGGACCACUUCUCGAAGCUCAUCGCGCUGGAGCUGGCGCCGCUGGGUGUGCGCGUCAACACCGUCAGCCCCGGUGUCACUAUAAGCAAGUUCGUGCAGCGUCUCACGGACUACACGGAGGAGCAGUACCAGGCGUGGCUGCAGGAGGCCUCGGGCUCCAUCCCGCUGGGGCGCGUGUGCUCGGGAGAGGACAUCGCCAAGAUGGUGGCGCACCUGGCCAGCGACGAGCUCAGCGCGCUCGUCACCGGCACCGUGGUGCAGGUCGACGGAGGCCUGCAAUACUCCAGCGUCGGCGGGCUGAUGCAGAAGCAGAUGAAGUAGCACUUCAGUGCUUAAUAGAAAUUAUCAACUUGAAAAUGCUUUAUGAAUACAAUAAAAUGGACCAAAAAUGUUGUUAAUUUAAAAACUCUGACGGUUACAAAGAACUUAAAAACAUGUU